Molecule: messenger RNA, 954 nt
Organism: Adineta ricciae
Lineage: Eukaryota; Metazoa; Rotifera; Eurotatoria; Adinetida; Adinetidae
Source: the annotation of a GenBank genome assembly
AUGUUUUUCUUCUUUUAUUUCUUUAUUUUUCUUAUCAAUUUAUCAAAUUCAGAAAUUUGUUCAACAGCAACAUGGUCAAAACAAGGUAUAACAGUUGCUGGUGGACAUGAUUAUGGAGAUAAACUUGAUCAAUUAGCUCAUCCUAUGGGAAUAUUUCUUGAUAAUAACGAUAAUAUUUAUAUUACUGAUGGAAAUAAUGAUCGAAUUGUUAGAUGGGAACAAAAUGCAACAAUUGGUCAAUGGAUUGCCGGUGUUAAAGGCCCAAAUACUAAUCAUACUUUUCCAUUAUUUAUUCCAUACGAUAUUAUUGUUGAUAACAAUGGUACUGUUUAUGUAACUGAUGGUGGACAUCAUCGGGUAGUUCGUUGUUAUCAAGAUCAAGAUGAAUGUGAAGUUCUUGUUGAUAAUAUACAAUCGACAGGAAUUGCACAAGAUAACCAAGGAUUUAUUUAUAUAUCAGAAUAUGCCGAUGGGCAAAUUACAAAAUGGAAUUUCAAUGAUAAUGAGUUUGAUGGAGAUUUUAUUGUAUCAAAAUUACAACAAUCAAUGUUCAUAUUUAUUGAUGAAAAUCGAACGAUUUAUUCAACAGGAUAUUUAACACAUCGAAUUGUUAAAAUAAAUGAAAACGAUGAAGAACCAAUUCUUGUUGCUGGUCAAUCCAACAAGGCAGGCGAUAGUUAUGAUCAAUUUGAUAAUCCAUCAGGUGUUUAUGUUGAUCAACAAGGUUCUAUUUAUGUUGCAGAUCAAGGAAAUAAUCGAAUAAUGCGUUGGUUAAAAGAUGCAACGAAUGGAACAUUAAUUGCUGGAGGAAAUGGUGAAGGUUCUAAUUCAGAUCAAUUUCAUAGUCCUACUGAUUUAUUUCUUGAUCGCGAAGGAAAUUUAUAUGUUUCUGAUAAAAUGAAUAAUCGGGUCCAAAAAUUUCUUAUUGAUAAAAGUUCCUGUAAGAAAAAUUAA